AUGCCGGGGGUCGAAGCCAUGCAGGGGCAAGCCGGCCGCCGGCGCGCUGAACGCCAGACGUCAUCAUGCACCGAAUGUCGUCGCCGGAAGCAAAAGUGUUCACAAGGCCAGCCGUGCACAAACUGUCUUCGCCGAUUUCCCCAGCCCAUUUGCGAAUACAAGGUCAAGUCCUCGAAAAGAUCUUCUCCCCCGUCUUUCCUCCAGAAACCACCUCCUGCGUUAGCCGUGCGACAAGGACCAUACGCUCACUUGAAUCCUGCCGAUGUUCAGGAAGCUAUUAUCAAUCUAGAAGAUGCCCUGUCAAGUUCUUCUGGCAGCUCCGCCCAAAACCCCCAUUCAAAGAUCAGCGCCUGGGUUCCGUUCAAAGUUGUCUCCAAGGAGGUUCAAGAUGAAGACGAAGCCAUACUCAAGUCACUUCAGGUCAUCGUGGAACAUCGUCUAACCUUGGCUAACCGUAUCUAUUUGGACGAACGAGCCGAGACCACAAAGGCAUUCUUGGCGCACCAUGAAGGUCGGCGACCUGUUGGAUUACCAGUCGAAGGCUCCAUGGAGCAACUACGAUUAUUGCCAAUGGAGCCUACUAAUCUGAAUAAGGAGUUGGUACGCAUACACCUCCAGUUACUAUGCCGUUUCAAGUGCUCCGUAGAUGGAAACCCAGACCCAAGCAAUGCCUUCAUGAAAUACUGGGUUCCCUGCUGCGUGCAGGACCCCCUUCUUCUCCAGAUUGUUCUAUUCACAUCGUCAUGUUUCCUUUCAGAGACAGGACACAUUCCAAAGAUAAUAGCAAUGAUGCACAAGGGCAAGGUGUAUCAUUUGCUCAACUCACAGCUUCGAGACGAGGCCAGCCAAACCAGCGACGCGUCAGUUCUCGGCGUCGUUCAGAUGGUUGCUGAUUCUUGGUAUUGGGGCGCCACGGCUGAUCUCAAAGCCCACAUCAGAGGUCUAAAGCAGAUGAUCAGGAUGCGAGGUGGUCUAAGUCAACUUGGACUGCACGGAUACCUAGCCAAGAUGAUUAUAGUUCACGACGUUGUCAUGGCACUUGCCCACGAGAUCGAUCCAUGCAUCUAUGGUCAUCCUGGAUUCACGUUCCAGGAUCCUAUCAUGGUUCCCUUCAAGACGGCCUUGAACACCCCUCUCAUUUUUGGAUGGCCAACUUUCCAGGGAUGCUCAAACUCCCUGCAGCUUCACCCAAGCACAGCUCAGAUUCUUGAUGACAUGCGUUAUCUGUUUGACGUUGUUCUAUCCCUGCCAGAAUUUCCCAGCGCGGAGGAAUUUGACAAUGUUGUAACCACAGCUGGUUGGGUUCAGGACAGGAUAUCUGACCUUCCAGAUGACGCUCCGUCCCGACGAUCACCAGAAUAUCGCACACCUUCUCGAUCAAGCUCUGUCGAAAGCCCGGCAAAGUCACCAGGUUCCGCAAAGUCCGACAAGUCUUCCCCGCCUGUUGAACUUCCAGACAUGAUGUAUCGUGUCGUCCGGUUAACAUCCCUGAUCUGGGUUCGGUCAAUCCUCAACCGCUCCCCAACCAGCACAAUGUGCUCGGAGCGCGAUGUAAUGAUAAUCUGGGGCUCAGUAUGGCAGGCUGGCCUACCCUGCUGGCAAGCCGUGGUCGGCAUCUUUGUGUGGAUUAUACUGGCACUUGUUCCCAGCUGUCACAAGACACCUGCUGGUCGCUUCAUGAAGACGCUGAUGGUUUCCACUUUCAUGUCGAUCGGGGUUGACAAUUGGCACAUCGCCAUGGACAUCACCAGGACCGCUUUCAAGCUACAAAGAUGGCUUGCAGGAGGCAGGAUUCAAGCAGGUGAGAAGGGUCUCAGCGGAGGGGAGACUGUUGUGGAUAAGUACGGAUUUGUCAUGAAAGAGAUCCUGCCAGAGAUUCAGCUCCCAACCGACGACGAAUGA
Messenger RNA from Fusarium falciforme, 1902 nucleotides. RefSeq names its product Zn(2)-C6 fungal-type domain-containing protein. Gene Ontology annotation, molecular function: DNA-binding transcription factor activity, RNA polymerase II-specific; zinc ion binding. Lineage: Eukaryota; Fungi; Ascomycota; Sordariomycetes; Hypocreales; Nectriaceae. The transcript has 5 exons. Gene Ontology annotation, biological process: regulation of DNA-templated transcription. The record is from RefSeq and is a predicted model, not a curated record. Bases 1 to 1902 code for a protein of 633 amino acids.